Crotalus tigris (Tiger rattlesnake) is the source of this 1841-nucleotide messenger RNA. It is a transcript of the gene GPX7, whose product is annotated as glutathione peroxidase 7. Gene Ontology annotation, biological process: response to oxidative stress. The transcript has 3 exons. Lineage: Eukaryota; Metazoa; Chordata; Lepidosauria; Squamata; Viperidae. Gene Ontology annotation, molecular function: glutathione peroxidase activity. The coding region runs from base 5 to 679 and encodes 224 amino acids. The record is from RefSeq and is a predicted model, not a curated record.
CGCAAUGCUUUGCGGUAACGAGGACGUCAGUAGAAAGCUGUGCAGUAUGUUAGAUCCCGAGGACAGUGCGGAACCUAAAAUUGGUUCUUCCUUUCCUAAAUUUUUUCUUAUUCUUCUAGCCAUGCUGAUGGUCAUAGGAGCCCUGCUGUUCUUGGCCUUUUCGGCCACCGAACAAAACGAGGACAAUUUUUACUCGUUUAAAGUGGUCAACAUCAGGGGUAAACUAGUCUCCCUGGACAAAUACCGAGGCUCGGUAUCACUAGUUGUCAAUGUUGCAAGUGAAUGUGGGUAUACCGACAGUCACUACAAAGCCUUACAACAGCUGCAGAGAGAGCUUGGUCCCUAUCAUUUUAAUGUGCUAGCAUUUCCCUGCAAUCAGUUUGGACAGCAAGAACCCAAUAGUAAUAAUGAAAUUGAGAGUUUUGUCAGACAAACAUACAGCGUUACCUUUCCUAUGUUCAGCAAGAUAGCAGUAAAGGGCAUUGGGGCAAAUCCAGCCUUUAAAUAUUUAAUUGAAUCCACUGGAGAAGAGCCAACUUGGAACUUCUGGAAAUAUCUGGUAGACUCAGAUGGGAAAGUGGUAAAUGCUUGGGACUCUGCUGUCACUGUUGAAGAAAUAAAACCUUAUGUGAUCGAACUUGUGAGGCAACUCAUUCUGAAGAAAAAACAGGAACUCUGAUUAUUUUUUAAAAGCACACAUUUUUGUAUUUCUGUUUUUGGAUCAUUGAUAUAGGUCUUCAUAUUUCCAACAGAUAAAUACAUUUGGAUUACUGAGCUAGCUUCCAUACCGUAAAUAUAAGUAUUUGUUUCUCAUACAGAAUGUCCAGUACCUUUUCUAAGUAAAUCAUAGAUAUCAAAACUGAUAACUAAGAGGAAAAGUAAAAUUAAUGAAAGGCCAGUUUUUAUUUAUUUUGCUGACAAAUCACUUAUUGAGUUUAGCAAGAUGAAGCGUCAUGUAGGAUUUCCAGGCAGCAAAAUUCAGUUCAGACAGAAUUCCCUAAAUACAGGUAGUCCUCGACUUACAACUGCAAUGGAACCCAAACUUUCUGUUGCUAAGCAGAUAGUUGUUGUGAGUUACACUCCAUUUUAUGACCCUUUUUGGCACAGUUGUUAAAUGAAUCAUUGUAAUUGUUAAGUGAAUCAUGUGGUUUUUAGGUGAAUCUAGUUUCCAUCAUUGACUUGCUUGUUGGAAGCCAACUGGGAAAGUUACAAAUGGUGAUCACAUGAUACCCAGACAGUGCAACAGUCAUAAAUAGAUGCCAGCAGUCAUGCAUCUGAAUUUUGCUCAUGUGACCAUGGGGAUGCUGAAACAGUCAUAAUUGUGAAAACUUGAUCGUAAGCCAUUUUUUUCAGCGUUGUUGUAACUUUGAACAGUCACUAUAUGAAUGGUUGUGAGUCAAGUAGUACCUGUAAACCUUACUGAUAGUAAGAUUUAUCAUGAACAUAUCAUGAUCAUGAACAAUGAUAAUGUUCAUAAUGAUAACUAUAAUGUUCAAUAUCAUAAACAUUAUCCUGAGAAUUAUUUAUAAAACAGAAACCAGAACAGAAAAAUGUGAUCUUAGCCUAGCACAGGCAUAAAAAGCAAUGAUUAUGCUAGGAAAAUACAGUAUAAUUAGUCCUUGACUUACCACAGUUCAUUUACUGACUGUUCAAAGUUACAGUGCUACUGAAAAAAGUGACCCAUGAUCAGUUUUCAGCCUGAUGACCAUUGCUUCAUCCCCAUGGUCACGUGAUCAAUAUUCAGAUGUUUGGCAACUGACUCAUAUUUAUGACAUUUGCAGUGUCUCACAAUCAUGUGAUCCCUUUUGCGACCUUCUGACAAAGUCAAUGGAGAAACCAGA